Molossus molossus (Pallas's mastiff bat) is the source of this 1023-nucleotide messenger RNA. RefSeq names its product doublecortin domain containing 2B (gene DCDC2B). Gene Ontology annotation, biological process: intracellular signal transduction. The record is from RefSeq and is a predicted model, not a curated record. Gene Ontology annotation, cellular component: microtubule organizing center; microtubule. Bases 1 to 1023 code for a protein of 340 amino acids. The transcript is spliced from 9 exons. NCBI's taxonomy places the organism in Eukaryota, Metazoa, Chordata, Mammalia, Chiroptera, Molossidae.
AUGGCAGCCAAGAGGAUAGUGGUAUACCGGAAUGGGGACCCUUUCUGCCCAGGCCACCGGCUGGUGGUCACUCAACGCCGCUUCCCCACCCUGGAGACCUUCCUUGGUGAGGUAACAUCAGUUGUGCAGGCCCCACUGGCUGUGCGUGCCCUAUAUACGCCUUCUCAUGGCCACCGUGUCACGGACCUGGCUGACCUGCAGAACGGAGGGCAGUAUGUGGCUGCUGGCUUUGAACAAUUCUGCAAGCUCCACUAUUUGUCCCCUGGAGAGAAGGAUCUAGAUGGGAAAAGCAACAGACUACCAGGUCGUCCCAUGAUUCAGCACCCAGGUGAUGGGGCCCUUGGACAGAGGCUACCUGCAGGUUCCAUCCAGGUAUUCAGGAAUGGGGACCUGUUAAGUCCCCCCUUUGGCCUGAAGCUGUCCGAGGUUGCCAACAAGGACUGGGAAAGAGUGUUGAAGCUCCUGACCGAGAAGGCCAAAUUACAGAGUGGGGCUGUGUGCAAACUCUGCACCCUGGAGGGGCUCUCAGUGUCAGCAAGGGAGGCUCUGGUGAGUGGCCAUUACUAUGUGGCUGUUGGAGAAGAUGAGUUCAAGGCCCUCCCCUAUCUGGAGCUGCUGGUGCCUAGCCCCUCACUGCCCAGGGGCUGCUGGCAUCCUCGAGACCCAAAGUCCAGGCACCACAAGCAGGGGACCCAUGGCCACAGGGCACAGGCAACCCAGCCCUCUCCACAGGAACCAAGCCAAACUGAGCCAUCUGCUUUCUAUGCCAGACGCCAGCAGGCUACCCAGCCAAGAAGCAUGUUCCCCACUUUCUCAUUUUCAUCAGGAGUCAAGGGAGUGUACGGGGCUUCCCACCCAAGGAAGGAGACAGAAGGGGCCCAGGAAGUAGCAGAUGAUGAAGACAUCCGGACAGAGGAACCCUUGCAUCAGAGGGCAGCACAGAUAGUGGAAGAGGCCCUGUUCCUGGAAAACCAGCCUGGGGCUGGAGCAGCUAUCUCCACAGCCCCUGCUUUGCCAUCUUGA